Messenger RNA from Carica papaya (papaya), 972 nucleotides. RefSeq names its product Plastid-lipid associated protein PAP / fibrillin family protein. Lineage: Eukaryota; Viridiplantae; Streptophyta; Magnoliopsida; Brassicales; Caricaceae. The record is from RefSeq and is a predicted model, not a curated record.
AUAAAUAAGUAAAUAAAUAAAUAAAUAAAACUCAAACACAAGGCAGAAAAAGACUGUUGUUCUGAUAGGAUUGAUGGCCACUAAACUUGUAAACCCACCUAUUCUUCCAACACCCAGAUUCACAAAACUGAUAAAAACUGAUCACAGAAUCAUACAGUUUUUUACCAGGCUUACAAGAUAUGAGGACUCAGCUCUUGGCUUUAGACCCAGUUAUAUUAUCUCCAGAGUUGCAGAACAAAACUCAGGCUUAUUUGAGGAUGAUGCAACAAGGACCAAGGUCAAAACACAGCUUUACCAGGCAGUCAAAGGGAUGAACAGAGGGAUAUAUGGAGUGCCAUCUGCAAGGAAAUCUGAGAUUGAACGUCUGGUGCAGCUUUUAGAGUCUCAAAACCCAACUCCACAUCCUACUCUCAAUCUACACAAGGUAAGUGGUUGGUGGAAGCUGGUUUAUAGUACAAUUACAAUAUUGGGAUCUAAGAGAACAAAACUGGGAUUGAGAGAUUUCAUCACUUUAGGAGAUUUUCUGCAGAACAUUGAUGUUGCUCAGGGAAAAGCAGUCAACGUGAUCAAGUUCAAUGUUAGGGGGUUGAACUUGUUAAAUGGUCAACUCACAAUUGAAGCCUCCUUCAAGCCUGCAUCCAAAUCAAGAGUGGACAUAAAUUACGAGAAAUCAACUAUCACUCCGGAGCAGCUAAUGAACAUGUUCAAGAAAAAUUAUGAUCUCCUUCUUGGCAUCUUCAACCCAGAUGGGUGGCUGGAGAUAUCUAUGAGUUCCUUAAACUGGGUAUGUUAGAUACGUGGACGAUACCAUGAGGAUCGGAAGGGAUGACAAAGGGAAUAUAUUCAUAUUAGAGAGAUCAGAAUAAAAUUAAUUCAUCCUUAAUUUUCCUUUGUAACCAUAAAUUUUAGUUACUUUCCACUGAAAUUUCUGCAUAAAAAAACUGUUGUAUUAUUUCAUUAAUGUGUAUUUCA